This is a messenger RNA of Chiroxiphia lanceolata (lance-tailed manakin), 2628 nucleotides long. It is a transcript of the gene ENOPH1, whose product is annotated as enolase-phosphatase 1. Bases 37 to 822 code for a protein of 261 amino acids. The record is from RefSeq and is a predicted model, not a curated record. Gene Ontology annotation, molecular function: acireductone synthase activity; magnesium ion binding. Lineage: Eukaryota; Metazoa; Chordata; Aves; Passeriformes; Pipridae. The transcript has 6 exons.
CGUCCCCGGUGCGCCCCACGUGCCGCCGCCGCCGCCAUGGGCGUGCUGCCGGUGCCGGCGGAGGUGCGCGCCAUCCUGCUGGACAUCGAGGGCACCACCACCCCCAUCGCCUUCGUCCAGGAGACCUUGUUCCCUUACAUCAAAGACAACGUGAAGGAGUAUCUGCGUGCUCACUGGGAGGAGGAGGAGUGCCAGCGGGAUGUCGGACUUCUGAGGAAACAGGCUCAGGAGGACUCCAGCUUGGACGGAGCCGUGCCAAUCCCUCUGGAGAGCGGAAGUGGGGAAGAGGAGCUGGAGCGGGUCAUCCAGGCGGUUGUGGACAAUGUGCACUGGCAGAUGUCCCUGGACAGGAAGACCACAGCACUGAAGCAGCUGCAGGGUCACAUGUGGAGGGCAGCCUACGCCACCGGGCUCGUCAAAGGAGAAAUCUUUGAGGACGUGGUUCCAGCCAUCCGGAAGUGGCGGGAAGCGGGGAUGAAGGUCUAUAUCUACUCUUCAGGCAGCAUUGAAGCCCAGAAGCUUCUGUUUGGAUAUUCUACAGAAGGUGAUAUCCUAGAGCUCUUUGAUGGCCACUUCGAUACCAAAAUAGGCCCCAAGGUAGAAAGUGAGAGCUACAGAAGGAUUGCCGCCAGCAUUGGGUGCGCCACCAACAACAUCCUCUUCCUGACGGAUGUCCCACGAGAAGCCAAUGCGGCCGAGGAAGCGGAUACUCACGUGGCUGUGGUGAUCAGACCAGGCAACGCAGGACUGACAGACGAUGAGAAAUCGUAUUACAGCCUCAUCUCGUCUUUCACCGAACUUUUCCUGCCUUCCUCCACUUAGGGAAAGCGGUGCACGCACAAAAGACUGUGCUUCACCUGAAUUGUCCUUGUGAAACAUUAGGUAAUUUUGUCCAUAAUAAGAAUUCAAAACCAAAUCCACAUCAUGUCUCGGACCCACAACCAGUGCAGGCAGGUAUGGAUGGACAGUACGGUGUGGGGUCCCUUGCGCAGUAGGACGGAGGCCUGCUGCCAGCUGGAGCUGGGAACAGGGUGAGGAGCAGCACCCAUGAGCCCUGCUGUUCCUCCCCUUUCCUGGCUAGCAGUUAGCUAAGGAGAUGCUUCCUUCAGAGUCACCCACUGAAAUCUGGUGCUGAGAUGCCCCACCAUGAGCUCUGUCAAUUUUAGCAGCAGUCUGCAAGCAAGGUUUAUGUCCCUUGUCCCAGAGGGACCCCUGAGGACCAUGAGGGGAUAUGAUCUCCUCCCUGCAAAUGGGGUUGCUGGCUAAGUCAAAACUUUCAAAGUUAGGAUUCCCAAAGGAAAAUGCCAGCUGUGGGCUGUAACACAGUAGCUGACACAGAAAAAGCCAGCCCUUGCUGCAGGCAAGCUCUUUAGAUGAAGAACAACAUAUAUAUUUGCUAUAUCUGCAGCAGGCCUAGGUACAAAACAGUACAACUUGCAUAUGGAAGCUGCUUAGAGCUACACAGCCAGCCUACCAGAAUGGAGUAGAGUAUAUAUAAGUAUAGCUUUAAAAAUUAAAUUCUGGACACACUCCACUGCUGCAUUGUGGUGCUGGGCUAUAGGAUAUAACUGGCUGAACACCAAAGUCAGCUUGACUGCAUUUCUGAAGUAUCUCAGCACUAAGCCAUGGAGCUCCUCCUCAGUAGCCAACACCACCCAGUCACCCAUUCAUAGCACUGGUCAGCUGUGGGCAAACCUUGACAAACUGCUCCCGGGGGGACAUCCUGCUGCAUUUAAUGAGAAUUAAAACCCUGACCUGUUCACCCUACCUAAAUUGUGCCAAUGUAUAUCAGAUGGUCAUGGAGCUUUUCCUAAUACAGUAAAUAAAAAGACAAUUUGGCUUUCAUUGUGUUCACUCCAUCACAGUAUUUAGCCUUCCUGUCUAUCAUCAGUGAUCCCAGCACUUAAAGGCAAUUUUUUUUUUUUAAAAUCUGCAAACACUUUGUUGUCCUGCUUUCACCUUCCCCAGUCCUUUCUCUGAAGCAGCAGCCUUGUCCUGCCAAGGAAGCUGUAUUACCUCACUGACCGCUUUAGGGUUUCAGCUGGUGCUCAGUGGGGGUGCAGGAGUGAGAGCCACAGAUAGGUUAUACCUGGUAGGAGUGGAGGCAGAGGCAAUCUGAAAUCCCUGUUCCCUGCUGCUGGCACUUUGUGCAGGGGUGUCACUUGCUGUGUACUGAGCAAUGGCACUUGAGCUUGCCCUCCCAGACAGACAAAAUACAAGAUUAACAUGUGUGCUGCCUUCCUGAGCUGUGAUCUGCACCUACAGCUCUCCCUGUUGAUGGAGGCUGCUGUGUAAAGGACAAGCAAGAGAUUGGUGUUUGGGGAGGAAACCACAUCAUGCCAGCACUGCCCUUCUAAAACUUUGAUAGUAGCAAGGUUGGGCUGUGGGGUAGCUGGUCUUGGAUGCCUCUCUGGGCUGUGUAAUCAGUGUGAUCCUGCUCCUAGAAAGAGCCAGCUAAUUAGUGCUGUUGCAAUAAGUGUAGCUGCAUGGCUGAAUAGUUCCUGGCUUCCUUAAGUGAUACUGUUAAUCAUUACACUGUAAAUACUCACCUUUUGUUUUGCCUUUGCUGUCAGAAAGCUAUGCUUGGGGUAGGGGACAAAAAUAAAACUCACUUUCUCCAUAAAAGCA